AUGAAAAAGCAAAGCAACAAGGACUUGAGAAUACUACUACUAGGAUUGGAUAAUGCAGGAAAAACAACAAUACUAAAAAAAUUGGCUUCUGAAGACAUUAACCAUAUCACACCAACACAGGGAUUCAAUAUCAAAACAGUACAGUCAUCUGGAUUUCGUUUAAAUGUUUGGGAUAUUGGAGGCCAAAGAAAAAUUCGGCCAUACUGGCGUAAUUAUUUCGAAAAUACCGAUGUUCUGAUCUAUGUUAUCGAUAGCGCCGACCGCAAAAGAUUCGAUGAAACUGGCGAGCAACUUGGCGACCUAUUGGAUGAAGAUAAAUUAGCUGGUAUACCUGUCUUGGUAUUUGCUAAUAAACAAGAUUUGUUAAGUGCUGCAUCUGCAUCUGAAAUUGCUGAAAAUCUUAAUCUUCAUAAAAUUCGUGAUCGUAAAUGGCAAAUACAAGCUUGCUCAGCGACAACAGGAGAGGGCAUCUCGGUAUGUAAUAAAAUUAAUCCUGUCAAUCGAAUCUUGUUAAUGUCUAUCGAUUGGCGUUUUACUUCUUGCUGCGUGUAUGGUGGUAAAAACGUUGGUCAGUUGAUCAUUCGUGAAAGUAUGAUUUGUAUUAGCGAAUACUCGUAUCUUGGUUUAGAUCUGAUUUCGUAA
Trichoplax adhaerens is the source of this 642-nucleotide messenger RNA. RefSeq lists its product as uncharacterized. Bases 1 to 642 code for a protein of 213 amino acids. Gene Ontology annotation, molecular function: GTPase activity; GTP binding. Gene Ontology annotation, cellular component: cytoplasm; microtubule cytoskeleton. Lineage: Eukaryota; Metazoa; Placozoa; Uniplacotomia; Trichoplacea; Trichoplacidae. The record is from RefSeq and is a predicted model, not a curated record. Gene Ontology annotation, biological process: cilium assembly. The transcript is spliced from 6 exons.